CCGUUUAGAAGCCGAUCCAGGUUGGUGGUAGGGCUGCUCUUCCACUUCGCCGGUGGCCGCCAUGUUGGGGUUCGCGGGUCGCUGCUGCGCCUCUUCGGCCUCUUUUUUACUGAGGGGUGCGCGAGGCGCGUCGAGUCCCCUCCAGGAUCUGCUGCAACUUCGGGGUGGUGUUGUUGCCGCUGCCGCCGAGGCCCGCCGGAACUAUGCCGCACAAACAGCUCCUGCAGCUAAAGCUGGAACUGCCACUGGACAUAUUGUGGCAGUCAUUGGUGCUGUGGUUGAUGUCCAGUUCGAUGAGGCCCUGCCACCAAUCCUCAAUGCCCUUGAGGUGCAAGGCAGAGAUACACGCUUGGUGCUAGAAGUGGCUCAGCAUUUAGGUGAGAAUACUGUUCGUACCAUUGCUAUGGAUGGUACUGAAGGUUUGGUGAGAGGCCAAAAGGUUUUGGAUUCCGGAGCACCAAUCAGAAUUCCUGUAGGACCUGAGACCCUUGGCAGAAUCAUGAAUGUGAUUGGAGAGCCAAUAGAUGAAAGAGGUCCAAUAAAAACCAAACAGAUUGCUGCUAUUCAUGCAGAAGCACCUGAGUUUGUGGAAAUGAGCGUUGAACAGGAAAUCCUUGUGACUGGCAUUAAAGUUGUGGACCUUCUUGCCCCAUACGCAAAGGGUGGUAAAAUUGGUCUGUUUGGUGGCGCUGGUGUAGGCAAGACUGUAUUGAUCAUGGAGCUGAUCAACAAUGUUGCCAAAGCUCAUGGUGGCUACUCAGUAUUUGCUGGUGUUGGAGAAAGAACCCGUGAAGGGAAUGAUUUGUACCAUGAAAUGAUAGAGUCCGGUGUCAUCAACUUGAAGGACACCACCUCCAAGGUUGCUCUUGUUUAUGGGCAGAUGAAUGAGCCACCCGGUGCUCGUGCCAGAGUUGCUUUGACAGGCUUGACUGUUGCUGAAUAUUUCAGAGACCAGGAGGGUCAGGACGUGCUGCUCUUCAUCGAUAACAUCUUCCGUUUCACACAGGCUGGAUCUGAGGUAUCCGCCUUGCUGGGUAGAAUCCCCUCGGCUGUGGGCUACCAACCUACCCUGGCUACUGAUAUGGGUACCAUGCAGGAGAGAAUCACAACCACAAGAAAGGGAUCUAUCACCUCUGUGCAGGCCAUCUAUGUACCAGCUGAUGACUUGACAGAUCCAGCUCCUGCAACCACAUUUGCCCACUUGGAUGCCACCACUGUGCUGUCUCGUGCCAUUGCAGAGCUGGGCAUUUACCCAGCUGUAGAUCCUCUGGACUCGACUUCACGUAUCAUGGAUCCUAAUAUUGUGGGACCAGAGCAUUACGAUGUGGCCCGUGGGGUGCAAAAGAUUUUGCAGGACUACAAAUCCCUCCAAGACAUUAUCGCUAUUUUGGGUAUGGAUGAAUUGUCUGAAGAGGAUAAGCUGACUGUGUCACGUGCCCGUAAGAUCCAGAAAUUUUUGUCCCAGCCCUUCCAGGUGGCUGAGGUUUUCACUGGCCAUGCAGGCAAGCUGGUGCCUCUGAAAGAAACAAUCAAAGGAUUCCAACAGAUUCUGAUAGGAGAAUAUGACCACCUCCCAGAACAGGCUUUCUAUAUGGUGGGGCCCAUUGAGGAAGCUGUGGCCAAGGCUGACAAGUUAGCGGAAGAACUCGCAUGAGUUUACCUUUGAGGCAAAUCCUGUAUGCUUUCAAAUGUCCAGUGGUUCACUUUGUCCCACCUCACAGUUCUUGAAACUCUUGGAAAUUUCUUGAAAAUAUUUAAGUUUCCAAUAAACGGUCUGGUGCAAUUAUAGAA
Molecule: messenger RNA, 1791 nt
Organism: Crotalus tigris (Tiger rattlesnake)
Lineage: Eukaryota; Metazoa; Chordata; Lepidosauria; Squamata; Viperidae
Gene: ATP5F1B
Product: ATP synthase F1 subunit beta
Exons: 10
Coding region: 62-1654 (530 amino acids)
Biological process (GO): proton transmembrane transport; proton motive force-driven mitochondrial ATP synthesis
Molecular function (GO): ATP hydrolysis activity; proton-transporting ATP synthase activity, rotational mechanism; ATP binding
Source: RefSeq, a predicted model, not a curated record